UCCCUUCGAAACAGGCGGCGGCGAUUCGCCGCGAACCCCGAGGCCGAGGCGGCUGUGGCGGUUGUUUAAGGGCGUGCCGACACCGCACAGAUUGAGCCGAGAUGUCGCUGCGCAGGGAGAAGUGACCCUCCUUGGGCAGGGCGGAAAAGCGAUUUCAUUUCAAUAUUGAUGACCAUGCAGCCUGCAAUUCAAAUGUGGUUUGGAGAAGACCUGCCUCUAAGUCCACGGAGUCCUCUGAUCCCCAGACAUGGGCCAGGUUUGGCCGAUGUUUGUCAGUAUGACGAGUGGAUAGCUGUGAGGCAUGAAGCCACCCUGUUGCCCAUGCAGGAAGAUUUGUCAAUCUGGUUAUCCGGUUUAUUAGGUAUUGAAAUUAAGGCAGAAAGGUUAUUGGAAGAACUCGAUAAUGGAGUACUGUUAUGCCAGCUGAUUGAUGUUCUUCAAAACAUGGUGAAGACAUGCAACUCCGAAGAGCCAAGGAAUUUUUCAAUGAGAAAGGUGCCCUGUAAGAAAGAUGCUGCCUCGGGUUCAUUCUUUGCUAGAGACAAUACUGCAAACUUCCUUCACUGGUGUAGGCACAUUGGGGUUGAUGAAACUUACCUCUUUGAAUCUGAAGGUUUAGUUUUGCACAAAGAUCCAAGACAGGUAUAUCUUUGUCUUCUUGAAAUUGGUCGAAUCGUAUCAAGAUAUGGAGUUGAGCCACCAGUGUUAGUAAAACUUGAGAAAGAAAUUGAAUUAGAAGAGACCUUACUUAAUACUUCUGGGGCUGAAGAUUCCAUCAGCAUUCCAAAAUCAUGCUGUCAACAUGAAAAGCUGCAUGAAGCUGUGACACACAUUGCUGAAGACCCUCCUUGUAGUUGCUCUCAUCGAUUUUCUAUUGAAUACUUAUCUGAAGGACGGUACCGACUAGGGGAUAAAAUACUCUUUAUAAGAAUGCUUCAUGGAAAACAUGUCAUGGUUCGUGUUGGUGGAGGCUGGGAUACUCUUCAAGGAUUUUUGCUUAAAUAUGACCCCUGUCGAAUAUUACAGUUUGCCACACUAGAACAAAAAAUUCUAGCAUUUCAAAAAGGAGUUUCUAAUGAAAGUGCACCUGACUCGCCUGCCAGAACACCUCAGCCUCCUGAGAUGAAUCCGUUGUCAGCAGUUAGCAUGUUUCAGAAACAAAAAUCAAAACCCGGUACUCCAGUUGGUGUUCCAAGGGGUAAAGAAAAGCAGGUACACCCCCCAGGCGUGUUGCUGCCAGCAUCUUCCCUGAAAGCAGGUAACCUGGGCUCCGUGUCAGUUCGUUCUAAAAUGCCAAAUUCUCCAGCAGCGUCUUCUCAUCUCAAACUCAAAUCUUCAAAAGGUGUAACAAAGAAACCACAAGCUCCUUCAAACAACGCAUCAUCUUCACUUGUUACUUUAAAUCCGGUCGGUAAAAGCACUUCUUCACCAGCUUUAUCAAGAACUGCACCUGGUGUAUCUGAGUCAUUGAGAAAGGGAAUUUCAUCACCUAAUACUGCUAAGGCCAAGUUUAUUCCAGCCCAGAAGUCAAGAGAUGUGCCCAAGUCUCCUCUUCUGCCAAAUAAGUGUUCUGGGAAAACUGAAUCAAAGCAUUUGAAACACAGUCAUAUAUUUUCCAGAGUUAAUGCAGUAUCUCCUUCAGCUGCACGUUUAAAUUCAUCAUCAAAGUGUCCAAAACUGCCUAAAGCUUCUCCUACUGUCCAGUCCUCAGCAAAAAUGACAAAAUCCAGUUCCAAAACCGUAACCAUAGGUCUAGGAACACAGUCUCAGCCUUCUGAUGGAGCCCUGCGACCAGGGGCUGUGGCAGCACAGAAACUUAAGUCAGCCUUGAAUUUAAACCCACCGCUUUCUGUAUCCUCAGUUGCUCUUGCAAAAGAUGCACAGGAAUUGAAAGAUAAGAAUCUAGUUUCAGUUGCCAAAAAGCAGCCUCAGAAUAAAAGUACAUCCCAGAAGACAGGACCCAGCUCCCCAAAGUCCCCUGGCCGUACCCCACUGUCCAUCAUGAGUCUACCCCAGUCUUCUGCUAAAAUACAGACUAUACCAAAGUCAGCACAGACUGCCACUAAAAGCCAGCGUUUGGCUGUAGGGCCUCCAAAAAGUAGCAAAGCCCCAACUUCAACCAGGAAACCACCCUCAUCUGGUAAGGAAGCAGGUAGCGGAGAUAAAAAACCUACUGCAAAUAAAAAAGAAGACGAUGACCAUUAUUUUGUCAUGACUGGAAGUAAGAAACCUAGAAAAUAAAUACAAAUGUGUCAUUUUAGAAAACAGGAAAGGAAGAGAGUGAAUGCGUUAGUUUCACAUGGUAAAAGGUUCUCCUAUUUGUGUUUGUCUGAAUAGGUUCAGACAAUAAAACAAUAAUGUGGGCGUUAGAGGUCGAGGUGAGGGUAGAGGUUGGGGUGAGGAGAGGGGGCCUUAGAAUUUAUGUAUCUGAAUUUACCAGAAAGUACCCUUUUGAGGUGAGCAGUUGUUAAAUCACAUUUACCUGAUUUUCACUCCAUAGAAUCUUUAUUAAUGUCUGCCCUUUAAGGGAAAUACAAAGUCAAAUAACACUACUAGAGCUAUAGCUACAGUUGCUACAUUUGGAAUGUGUAUUAAGUAUAGGUUCACAUUUAUGUAGAGAGGUUACAUACCUGCUAAUAGCAGCAGUGGUGCUCUUAAUAUUAGUAUUGCAUUUUAGUAAAACAGUAAUGGUUUGGCACUUGUCUUACAAAAGGCACCUAAUUUAAUUUUCUUAGCAGGAUUGCCCAGUCAAACAAUACCAAAUACCAGUGGCUGCUGCUAAUUAGCUUGGCGUUAUUCUGGGUUUGGUAAAAUUCUUAUUACGUUUUUUUUAAGCUUUCCAAAUCAGAGAGCACUGAUUUUUUAACUGGAUUAUAUUAAUAUUGGUAAUAUUUUGUUACCAAUAUUUUUGGUAAAAACCAGAAUUUUUCAUAUAUUAUUUAUAAGAAUUUACACCUUGUAUUUUAGAUGGAUGUUGUGCAAUGUGAAAGGGGAAACUGAUUUAAUAGCUUUUAGCAUAUUAAAAAUAUUUUUUACUAAUGUAAUUACCUAUGACUGCAGAUAUGAAUUUUUACAUUAAUAUGUUGUUUUAAUAUCAGAAUUACAUUUUAACAAUCUUAAAAUUAAGGUGAUAAAGAAUCUUAGAAUAGUGCUAUAUAAAAUGCUAUCAUAUGGUUAUUUUUCUUUAGAUAGCACAAUACCAGUUUUAAUUAGAUUCUUCCAAUGACAUUAAUUUUCUUUUAUAAAUCAUGUUGCCUUCAGUUUUUCAAUGGCAAGUGAACAGUACACAUUCAGCAUUUUCUGCUCUGUAGGCAGAUUCUCUAAGGAACAUAUCCAGAUCAUGUAUCACUGCAAAGACUCCAUCAAUCUAAGAUGAUAUUUGUAAAUAAUUUGUUUUUUAAGACAUUGUGACUGUUUUUUAAAAAAUUGUUAAUGUACGUUCAGAAAUAUUAGGGGUAUGUUUAAUAAUAUUACAGUAUUAUCAGUUAUCACAGGUUAUUAUGUUCAAUAUUGAGGUUUGUAUUUCUCUAUUUUAAACUAUAAUGUGUUUUCUAUAACUAUAUUAAACAGUAAUGGUUUACACAAAUGUGCAAUUGUAGAGUAAGCAUCUUAAGCUGACUACUAAUGUUCCAUAGAUUAUAAAGUAGGAAAACUGUAUAGAACUAAGUGACCUUUUGUCUGAGGAAUGCAGUUAAAAUCAAAGAUAUAUGCAGGCUAGUUUUUGGAAUAAUGGAUGCUUCUCUUAAGAAAUGGUCACAAAAUAUUUGGUUUAGUUCUACUGUUGAGAGACGCCCAGAUAUGUACAUCUUUGGAAAGUGAAGUCAGUGUUCAAGAAAUGCUAGAAACGCUAGAAGCUUUACAUUUUCAGUGGUCAGAAGUAUUUCAUGGAUCUUUCAAAGAGGAAGAAUUUUACCUUCAGGACAGCAUUUAUUCCGUUGUAAGAUGAAACAAUACUUCUGUAUCAUUAACUUCUAGAACUUAAAAAAAAAAUAAAUGAUGUUACAGUGAACCUAUGAAUCCAAGUAGGUUUUACAAUAUGUGAACAGUCACUUUUGUGUCGAGAGUCAUCAGGAAUAAAAGUAUUUUAUUACACAGACAUCUGGCUCAAAAACCAAAAAUUGUGUUUUUUUGAUAAAUUGGUAAUUAAUAUACAAAUAGCCUUAUUCUUCAUUAGUAGGGAAUUUGUCUAAUUCAUGUUGAAUAAAUUGUUGUUUAUGUGUAGCUUACCUUUCCAAAAUAAAGAUUAAAAAAAAAAUAAA
Messenger RNA from Pteropus alecto (black flying fox), 4259 nucleotides. It is a transcript of the gene GAS2L3, whose product is annotated as growth arrest specific 2 like 3. The record is from RefSeq and is a predicted model, not a curated record. NCBI's taxonomy places the organism in Eukaryota, Metazoa, Chordata, Mammalia, Chiroptera, Pteropodidae. The coding region runs from base 169 to 2241 and encodes 690 amino acids. Gene Ontology annotation, molecular function: cytoskeletal adaptor activity; microtubule binding; actin filament binding. Gene Ontology annotation, biological process: actin crosslink formation. Gene Ontology annotation, cellular component: actin filament. The transcript has 9 exons.